Messenger RNA from Solanum stenotomum, 2505 nucleotides. Its product is annotated as receptor-like serine/threonine-protein kinase SD1-7. The transcript is spliced from 7 exons. Lineage: Eukaryota; Viridiplantae; Streptophyta; Magnoliopsida; Solanales; Solanaceae. Gene Ontology annotation, biological process: protein phosphorylation; recognition of pollen. Gene Ontology annotation, molecular function: protein serine/threonine kinase activity; ATP binding. The record is from RefSeq and is a predicted model, not a curated record. Bases 1 to 2433 code for a protein of 810 amino acids.
AUGGAGUUGGAUAGUGUUGUAGCUAUUUUAGUUAUAUUUUGUUGUUCUUUGGUUACGCUUCUGGCGAGUGAAGAAAGUAUCAAGAUGGGCAAAUCAAUCACUGGUAAUCAGAAAAUGAUUUCAGCUGGUGGAAGUUUUGCCUUAGGCUUCUUCACUCCGUGUAAUUCUACAUUUACCUAUCUUGGCAUAUGGUACAACACGAUCCCCGAACAAACAGUCAUUUGGAUUGCUAAUAGAGAAUCUCGAAUUCCUCAGAAUUCUACUGUUGUUUUCACUAUUGGUGAUCAUGGGAAUUUAGUGAUUUUUGACGUAAAAGAUCAACUUAUUUGGUCAUCAAAUGUUUCAUCCAUAACUUCAAAUUCUACUGUAGGAGCACUACUAGAUAAUGGAAAUCUAGUGCUCAUACAUGGUGAGUCUGAUAUAUUGUGGCAGAGCUUUGAUCAUCCUACCGAUACGUUUAUGCCUGAUAUGAAACUUGGUUAUAAUAGAAAAACUGGACAACGAAUUAUGAUCAAUUCGUGGACAAGUAAUGAAGAUCCUCGGCCUGGAAAUUUCUCGUUUGGGAUAGAUCCUGAAGGGCAGACGCGUUUUUAUAUAUUGAAGCAGAACAGUAUUUAUUUUAGGUUUGAUGAUAGUAAUGAAUACAGUGGAGGGAAUAUCGGAGGAAUUGCUUGGUAUAUUUCUGUUGUUUCGGGAAAUGAUGGAGUUUUUGUUACGUAUGGUUAUACCAAAGGGUUGGUAACAUUAAGGAUUGUUUUGCAUCCUAAUGGUUACAUUCAGUUGCUGGUAUGGAGUCAAAAUUCUAAUAAGUGGAAAGUUAAACUUCAGGCACCAGAAUCUCUUUGUGAACGUUACGCGGAGUGUGGUCCAUUUGGCAGCUGUGAUGUUGGAUCAAGUGGAUUAUGCAGAUGCUUAACUGGAUUUGAACCAAGAUUUUCAACAGAUUGGGAGAACGGGAAAUGGAAUGAUGGUUGUGUUAGAAAAGUAGCAUUGAGUUGUGAUGGCGGAGACAUAUUCUUGAAACAUGAAGAGGGUAUGAAGUUUCCGGAUCAUGCUAUCUCCUUAGGACAUAUGAGCAUUAAGGACUGUGAAACGCGGUGCAUUAGGAACUGUUCUUGUUCAGCUUAUGCUUAUUCGAAUAGCACCUGUUUAAUUUGGUUUGGAGAUUUACUGGACCUUUCCCACAACUUUCCUGGUGGCAGAGUUCUCAAUGUUCGAGUUCGUGGCUCCAUGCCAGUUACUCAUGGUGGAUCUAGGAAUUCGGCUCAUAGACACAAAGUUUUCGUUGCGAGUAUUGUUUCUGCAAUAUCUAUCAUCUUGGUUCUUAUAAGUAUUUUCUUCUUUAUCUUCGAAAGAAAGCACUUGAGAAGACUAGGCUGGAAGAAUGGAACUAAAGCUUUCAUUAGGUCCGUGUCUGGUUUAUAUUCGGUUGAAAAAAGCGAUAUGAAGUUGCUGCAGUACAACUUUCAGCAAAUAAGAGAGGCUACUAACAACUUUCAUGGAGAACACAAACUUGGAGAAGGUGGAUUUGGUCCUGUGUUUAAGGGGUUUUUAGCUGAAUUCGGAGACGUAGCCAUCAAAAGGCUAAGCAAGAGGUCAUCACAAGGACUGGAGGAGUUUAUGAAUGAACUGAAGCUAAUCGCGAAACUGCAGCAUAAGAAUCUUGUCAGCCUCUUAGGAUGCUGUGUUGAAGGGGAGGAGAAAAUACUAAUCUAUGAGUAUAUGUCCAAUUGCAGCUUGGACAAAUUUCUGUUUGACCCUUCGUUGAAGGUUACACUAGAUUGGGUUACACGUUUGGGGAUAAUAGAAGGAAUUGCUCAAGGAAUGCUUUACUUGCAUAAGUACUCGAGAUUAAAAGUCAUCCACAGGGACUUAAAAGCAAGCAACAUUCUUCUAGAUCAAGAGAUGAUCCCUAAAAUAUCAGACUUUGGAAUGGCAAGGAUUUUCGGGACUGAUCAAACACAGGCCAAUACAAAUCGAGUCGUUGGUACAUAUGGCUAUAUGUCUCCGGAAUACGUAGUAUAUGGCCAAUUUUCAGAGAAAUCGGAUGUUUUCAGCUUCGGAGUAUUGCUGUUAGAAAUCCUGAGUGGUGAACGUAACUCAGACUUUUUAAUGACUGAAAUUUCCGCGUCCCUCUUAGGAUGGGCCUGGAAUAAGUGGAAAGAAGGAAAAAUCUUGGAGUUGAUUGAUCCGUCCAUAAGAGAAACCUGCGACAGUAACAAAGCAACAAUAUUUAUUCUGGUUGCCCUUCUCUGUGUUCAAGAAAUCCCUGUUGAUCGACCAACAAUGUCUGAUGUAUCUUUCAUGUUAAGCAACGAAACAACGCCUAUCCCUGAACCAAAAGAACCUGCUUUUCGUAGCAGCUGGCAAUCUCAGCAGUUAAGUGAUGUAUCCAUAAAUGAGAUGACGAUUACCUUGCCAAUACCGCGAUGAAAUGAUUUAACUUCUCCUACUUCUUGUGGUAAAUUUUUCUUGUCAGGAUAGAGCUGUCAUAAUUUUUUUUUG